This is a messenger RNA of Entrophospora sp. SA101, 606 nucleotides long. Lineage: Eukaryota; Fungi; Glomeromycota; Glomeromycetes; Entrophosporales; Entrophosporaceae. The record is from the annotation of a GenBank genome assembly.
AUGGAAAAAAGUAAUUACUAUCAUAAGAAACAAGAAUUCAUAGAAUCACAGAUUGAGAUACUUCAACAGAAUUUAUUUAGUUAUUCAGAGGAAUGGACCACAGAAAAUGAAGAGUCUGAUAAUCGAAUUCCAAAACAAGUUGUAGAUCCAGUUAUAAGGAAAUUGAUGACAAGCAUUAAAAGUCAACAAAAACAAAUUUUUAAUAAUCAAACAAUUCGACAAGUUCUUGAUCAACUUCAAUUUUUAUAUUACCAAAAGCAAAAAAACGCAUUAGAAGGAUAUAUUAGAGUGGAAGAGAGUGAUUUUCAAGAUCCAAGAUGGAUUGAAUCAUUUCCAGAAGAAUGGUCAACAUUAGAAAGUAAAAUACGAGAAAAAGUUUACCAAGCACAAAAGGAAUUUAUGGAAGUUAAAGAAAAAUAUGAAUAUUACAAACAUUUAAAUGAAUUAUUGUUGAGAAUGAAUACAAACAACAUACAAAAGAAUAUGCUUGUCAAAAAUUCACCAGUUUAUAAUGAAGUUGAGAAAAUGAAAAGUUUAGUGGUAAAGAUGACCAAUACUUUAGAAAAGAAAUCAGAAUUUUUAAAUAAGAAAAAAAACCAAAUUUGA